This is a messenger RNA of Poeciliopsis prolifica (blackstripe livebearer), 3856 nucleotides long. RefSeq names its product coiled-coil domain containing 107 (gene ccdc107). The record is from RefSeq and is a predicted model, not a curated record. Gene Ontology annotation, biological process: synaptic transmission, cholinergic; protein localization to cell surface. The transcript has 6 exons. The coding region runs from base 201 to 1184 and encodes 327 amino acids. Gene Ontology annotation, cellular component: neuron projection; intracellular membrane-bounded organelle; neuronal cell body. NCBI's taxonomy places the organism in Eukaryota, Metazoa, Chordata, Actinopteri, Cyprinodontiformes, Poeciliidae.
AGCGCAGCUGUUUUGGCGUUAGAGUGGCAAGAGACAGCUUCCGUAGCACACUUGUCUCGUAACUCCAGCCUGUAUCUGAUUCCAGGCGCAUUCUCGCAGCGUCGCAGCUCUUCACUGACGGCGAGCGCCGUUUCCUGCUGUUUGUGCCCAGUGUUCGGCGCUGUUCCUCGGCUAUCCCCCCCAACCCCCCAGCGGCAGGGAUGGUGUUGUCAACGUCUCAACAAGUCGCCCUGGCGUUCACGGCCGUGCUCUUCACGUUUGUAGUCCUACCGCGGCUGUUCGGUGUCGGUGGGGGGACGGCGGCGAAGGAAACCAAGUCUGACCAUCGGUACAACAGAAAAGGUCCAGGCCUCGGAGCAUCCAGGGGCCAGCCCGUCAACAUGGGUCCCCCCGGCUCCCAUCAGAGCGCCGACAACAUCCAGCAGAUGAAGAAGCGCCUGGAGCAGGAGAUGAAGAGCGACAAGUACAAGUCCAACAACAACAAAGGCUACGUGUUCACCCUGAUGCCGCUCUACGCCAUCGGAGUGGGCGUGUUUGCGGCAUACAAGUUUCUGAAGAUCAAGUCUUCAGAUAACAAAACCCAGAAGGAUAAGUUCGCUAAGGGGGCCAAAAAAUCAGCAGAGGCAGAGAACCAGUUAAAUGAGCUGGAACAAAGGCUGGCGCAGACGGAGAGGAUGCUCAACUCCAUCCUCACCCAGCUGGACCCGCUCACUAACUGCGUGAAAUCUGUGGCCCAGGAGCAGAAGAACGAGAUCAUGUCUCAGCUGCAGACCAUCCGCUACCUGAUGAAGAAGAGGGGAAUGGACUGUCCGCCACUGAGCGCCAACGACGUUUCCCGCGGCCGGAACCUGGACGAGCUGAUCGAGUCGAUCGGAGCCAGCCAGACCCCCACGACGGCGGACACUCAGCCCUCCCCCGACUCCCUGGAGGCUCCAGAGGAAGCUGCUGACGGCACGGACGAGGUGGCGGCGCAGGGGGAGGAGACGAUGGAGCUCCAGCUGGAAGAGCCUGCUCAAGAAGAAGAGAAGGAGGAGGAAGAAGAAGAAGAAGCAGCAGAGGCGGGUGAUAAAGGGGAAGACGAAGUGGAAGACUCUGAGUGUUCAUCAUCAUGUGAGACAAACAUUGAGCAGGUGUGUUCAGAGCAGCCUGGAACCGGCCUCAGGAGGCGCAACAGGCCUGAAUGAACUCUCCACCAGGAGGCGGCGAUGUGACAGUUUACUAGGAAUAUUUAUUAUCUGAAAGGCUUCCACGGCUCACGCAGUCAUAACGUAAAACGUCCACCUGAAACGGAUCCGUUUGCAUGUUCUGGUCACAAAGCACAGCAAAGAACUGCUGCUGGAGGACUAUGAGCUAAGCUAGGCUAGGCUAGACACAAAAUGCGUUUCUAGAUCUAGAAUGUAAUGAAAAAUAUAAUUUGGUAAAAUUAACCAAAAAACGAUUCAUUUACACGCAAUGGUACAUUUAAAGAGUCUAUUUUUGUUUAUUUUUGGGAUUAUGGCUUUCAGCUUAUAAAAACCUGAAAUGCAGCUAAUUAUCAGAUUAACAUUUUUUCUUACGACCAGCCAGACUGUCAGUUCCUGAAAACACACAAAUAAGAAAAACCUGGUAAAAGCGCACACGGGGUCAGUGCGACCCCCGCCUGACCGCGCACAGGGUGAAGAGCUCGUGGGUUCCUAAUGUUAUCUUAAGACUCCUGGAGGGUUAAAAGGUCACGUGCCUCUUUGUAUUUUUUUUUUCUACAGUUUUUCAUUCCACUCAACCUUCUAAUAAUGCACUUUGUACAGCCUGUAAGAUAUUUGCCGGCAUUUGUUGUUCAAUGCAGAAUUAAGCAGAGUUUCUUUUAGGUAAAGCGGGAUAAACCCUCAAAGAACCUUGAAACAGUUAAUUUCCUUUUGGGAUCAAUGUGGUGGUCCAGCUUAGAUGUUUCCUUGACAGCACAGCAGCACGAUCUUUUUCAAAUAUUGCAUUGAUUUUAUUUACUUCAAGCAGCUGGAAGUAAAUAAAAUAAAUCAUGAACUUUUUAAAGAUAGUCCGACCUGAUAUGUACCUGUACUGUAAUGAGACCAGCAAUGCAGACUACAUUCCACAGACAACCCAGUUCAUCGAAAGAUAUAACACCCGUGUGUCCUUGAGAACCAUUUUCUCCAUGAAACAGAAAAGGGCAGAGAGGGCUUUUAAAGGUUUAUAGAGCAGCAUUUGAUCGUCCGCGUGAAGGCAUGCAAACGGAGCCGCCUGAUCUUCACUUUUUGUUUCCCCCGCCUCUCCUCACCCGUUUUCUCUUCAGAGCUGUCUGAAUGUUGGAGCCAAACUGUUACGCAGAAGCUUAGUGUUUCCUUGCCUCUUUGAACUGCAGACAGACACCCAAGGGGUACAAAAGUACGAGUAAUGCAGCCCUCCCCCAACUUGUUGCUGUCUGCUCGCUGAAAGAAGGAUCCGAAACCUUUCAAUGAAGUACAUCAUUUAAGUACUUUUUUUUCCCUGUUCCCCUGAAGAGACUGACGCUGCUGAACACUGUUUAGAGUGCAAAUGAUUGCAAUCCUAUAAAGAAGUGGACUUUAGCUUGUAGUGCUAUGGACGUCCAGCGUAACUGCAUUGUGUUUCCUUUAGUUUAUAUGUUCAGUGAAACUGCAUGAACCGACAAUCAUUUAACCUGCUACAGACACACAGUGUCGCGCCUUCUUUAACCCCUAUUUACAGCAGUUACCACUCUGCCUUAGCAUCCCUUUGUUAUCCUUAUGAGAAAAGUUACACUAAAAUACAGCGCCAUGUUAGGGCCACUGCAUUGGGGGAAUGACUACAUUCUUGCCAAUAAAUUUCAGAUAUUCUAGAAAAAAACAAGGUAAUUUAUGAGUUUAAAAAGUCCAAAGUUAGAACUUUUCUUUGGAAAAAAAUUUGGAUUUUUUUUUAGAUUAAUCCCAAAGCUAGCAACUCAAAUAUUUCAAACUCAAAUAUUCUUCUUGGUAGAAAGUUUGAAGCAGAACAUUUUCAAAAGUCCAAUUUUUGUCUGUUGAAACUCAUUCUCCAAUUUGAGGUUAAUGUCACAGUUUUAGUUUUAUCAUUUUCAGCAAACAUUUCACUUUACGAGCUCAGAGUUCCUCUUUUCUAGAAAAUGAGAUCAAAUUCAACAUGGGUUGUUUUCAAGCAUAUUUAUAUCCUUUCAAACUCAGUUUUCCUUUUUUUUAUAUAGAAAAUUUGAAACUCUGAUAAUUUUCUAGUUUUGUUUGUUUGUUUUUUCCUUAGAAAAUUUCUAAGAUUAAUCUCAAAAUGUCCAAAUAUUUUUGGCAGACAUUACGUUUUAUUUCUAUCUGCAGUGGCCUUAAUAUGCUAUUGUACUAAUAUGCUACACUAAAUAACAUUCAUUUGUUUAUUUAUUUAUUUAUUGUUUUUAAAGUGAACAUGAGUGACUACACUUAUUGAUUUCAGCUGCCUGGAUUAGCCUUGUUGCUGAAUCUGAUGUCAAAAUCUGGUGGAUUGUGUUGAAUUGGACACGGAUUAACGAGUUGAACUUUUUUGUUGUUGUUCAUUAUAAUUGAAUAGUAAAACCAAAGCGUUUUAUUCCUGAGCUGCCCACCCCUGGGCCGGGUGGCGUAUUCACCCGGCUGAUCUUUCACAGCUCACAAAGAAGAAGUUUGCCUUAUUUUGUCACCGUUUUCGUCCCUCAUUUCCCAUGUGUGCAUUGUUAAAGCCUGUGACGAUUGUUCUGUGUUGGGGCCGAGCGGACAAACUCGGCUUGCCCUGGUAGAAAAUAAAAUUGCUAAACAAAACCGGAUGUCCAUCAUAUUAAGAAGCUGAGAACUGCUGAAAUAUGUCGAGGAUGCUGUGUAAAAAAAUGAAAAUAAACAGCUUGUCGAGUUUG